AUGGCCAUCGGAGGGAUUGUAGCCUUCCCAGCAUUCGUGUAUUGGGAGGCUAAGACGGUGACUUACCAAGUGAUUCCAGUGGAAGUGCUGAAGAAUCGAACAGUCAUGGUGCUUGCAUCAAAUCUAUUUUGGCUGGAAGGCAACCUUCGGUUCCGUCUAGGUUGGAUUGGCAGUAUCGCAGCUGUGGCAUCUCAGACUGGUGCCCAGGGGAGUUUGCCUCACCAAGAUGUGGCUCUGGUGACGGCGGUUGUCUUGCUUACAGUGGAGCCGGGUAGUGUGGUAGGAUUCCCGGGUCUGGUCGCCACUACUUGGCCCGACUUACGUUCGGAGCCUCGGAAACUCAUGCACGAUGCAUUCUCAGCCGAGAGAGAUCUACUUAUUCCUGCCCUGGCUCCAGCCUUCAUUCCUGUUGCCGCGUCUUUGUUCGUGCAAGAUUUCAAACUCAACAAGAUACAGAAUACUGUUGAAGCCAGAGAUGUGACAGACGAAUUGGCAGUCACUGAAUCAGCAGAAGAAGUUCCGGGGAAGCGAGAGUGUCCUGUCGCGCUUCUGUCGCCACUUCUCAACUUAGCCACUAAUUGA
This is a messenger RNA of Cantharellus anzutake, 582 nucleotides long. RefSeq lists its product as uncharacterized. The coding region runs from base 1 to 582 and encodes 193 amino acids. The transcript is spliced from 5 exons. The record is from RefSeq and is a predicted model, not a curated record. Lineage: Eukaryota; Fungi; Basidiomycota; Agaricomycetes; Cantharellales; Hydnaceae.